CAUCUUUACAUCCCGUUUUAGUAUUUACACAGCGCCUCUCUCACUUCGGGGUUAAAACCCUCCGACUCCAUGUCCCGUCAUUAUUUUCUAUCCCAUUCGCUUGGAUCCCUGGCUUUUUUCAUCGCUCGGCCUAAAUAUGAAAUUGGCAUAAUUAGAUAAAAGCACACCUAGCCGAGAAGAGCCCGUGAAAUACUAAACUCUAAACAUUCUCGCUCCCACCAUCUUUCAAAGGGUUCACGGCUCCACUUACACCAACACAGUUAUCUUCUUCUUCUCUCCCUUCUUAUUCCUUUAUGCCCUCGGUCACAUCGGCGAAACCUAUUCCAGACCGACCAACUCUACCACGUUAUUUCCACAGACAAUACAAACGGUCGAGUUUGUGUCCGCUUGGUUGAUGUGACCGAAGCAAAUUUUCUUGUUGUCAAACGGCGGGAAUGGGACGGAGCUCUUAUAUACGAUCACGAAGACGAAGCUGAAAUUGAAGAGAGCUUAGAAAUGGCGGGAAAGAAUGAACGGAGUGGGCUAUAUAGCAACGUCCGAAUAAAUCUCAUGUUGCGAAACUGAAUAGGGUGAGGCGAGGGAUCCCUUUUUAUUCAUUCAAUCUUCCAAUUUUAUUUGAAGAGGAUAGACGAUAGAAAUGCAGAAAAUUUCAUUCACGUUUUACUUCGCUAUACCUAUUGCUUUAUCAGAUACUGAAAAAUGGUGAAGGAAUACUAUCUUUUUCAUACUUAAAAUGCAUUGCCUACGUUAGGAAAAUAACCAAUGAAUUGAAAUGGCAAAUUGCUUCAUUUCUUUCUGUAAAUAUUAUGAUUAAAUAUCAGCUGUUUUUUAAUUUUUAUAAUACUUCCUUGAUGUCGGCGGUAGAGAAAGUUGCCUGCGCGUUGAUUAACUAGCUUGACUCAUUUAUUGUUGCAACAUUUACACGUUAUCAAUAUCAAUUCAACUUCACUUUGUUGAAUUGAAAUAAGAAACAAUUCAAAAUAUUUUGAUUUUCACGGUCCGUUUACUUGGACUCUAGAGAUGAUUCACACACACAAAAAAAACAUUAGGCCCUAACAUGAUAUUGCGAAGACAAAAAUAUCUUAUUAUCACGGCGCAUGAAUAAUAUUCGGUCAAAGGAUUACAGAAUAAAAGACAAGACAAGAGGGGGAGAGAGAGAAAAUUAUUAUCUUCAUUUUUUAUAAUUUCAUUUAAUCAUUUCAUGCUUUGCACAUCAUUGUUGAAAUUAGGCUAACAGUAACUUGUUCAAAUUAAGUUUUAUUUCCUAGAGGCCUACAUGCACGAAUGUCAGAUAGCACCAGAAAUAUAUUUUUGGAUAUGCUAAAAUAAAUAAAUCCAUAUCAACAGUUAAUAUUAUUCAGUUGUGUCUAUUAAGUCGUAAGGGGUUUUCACCAAAAAAAUAUAACAAGCAUUUCUCUAACAUUCACUAACAGUUCGCUGUAGACACAAUAGAGUUAGGCAAGAUUGAGGCUGGCUGAGAAGCUUACAUCCCGGUCGACACCCCGCAUGCCCCGCGUACACACACCGCCGAGCCAGCGCAGAAUUCUAUUACUUACAGCGACCUUAUAGUACUUUCUUGGGCAAAUAUGGCCUAGAUAGUUAUUCAGUAGUAAAUUAGGGCAGAAAAAGAGGGGGUUUGUCCAAGCGGCUGCAAAGGGAAACAUAUUCGGUAAAAUGAGAGAAAAAAGAAGAAAGGGAAUGCGAUGAAAAUGGUGCUGAUGGUCUGAUUAUAGCUUUGCAAAUGUUUAACGGGCUCACUAAAAAGUUUGUCUUCGUUUUGAUUUAUAUUGUGAACGGCGUCCGAGAAGGCGGGCUGAAAUUUAAGUAAAUAAUACAACUGAUGCCAUAAAAGCCGGCUUGGCAAACUGAGUAAAUGAGUUUUCUUUCUAAUUUUUAGUUUGGAAAGUGUUUUUUUAUAAAUAAUUAAAGCCAUUUUGAUGGAUUAUUGUGUUAUAUGAUUUUAGCAAAAAUAAAACUCUGAACAAUAAAAGAAUAUAAUUAAAAAUACAAUAACAUUGAUGGAAAUUAAAUGCCUGUAUCUGUCAAUAUCAUUUGUCAUUCUAACGCCAAGUCAAACUUAAGGCAUAUAAGAUUAAAAUUUAGAUUCAGAUAUAUUAUUUCUCUCGUCGGCUAAAAUGUCAAAUAAUAUGUGUAUUUAAACAUUGCGGGAUAAACAAGUGCGAUAAGAUGUUUUGUCUUGAAUGUUUCACGGACUUUUCUGUAUUGGAAUGAUGUUUAAAUGCAGAGUCGCCUGGAAGCUCUGACUCGAAUGAAAUUUGUACUGGUUGAUGAGCAAGGAACUGUUUAGAGAUUUGGGGGGGAAAGCAGGGGGAUAUGUAACUUGCUAAUUCGUGUUGAAAAAUAUAUCCCAGAGAGAAAGGGGGUGUAGAUAGAAGAUAGAAAGAGGAUAAGGAGGAGAGAGGGAGAGAGAGAAAGAGGGAGGAGAAUCUUGAACAAAAUAAGUGAGCAUGGAUUACGCGCGCCCGAUUGGUUCCAUUGAGAUUCCGCGCAUGCUAUUUGCUAUUAUGCCAAAUAAGGCAGAAUUGGGCGGAGCUUGAUAUGCUGAUGAGGCUUCGUGUGGGGGCAGUGAGGGGCCGCUGUGCACGCUGUGUGUAUCGGGGAAGAAAGGAGGGAUGCGCCGGGCGUGCAUCCCCUGGGGAGUGGAGUUCCAGAGGGACGAUUGCCAGCUCAGCAGCGGGCACUUGACGGGAACAAAAGGGAACCCCGGGAGAUCAGGGAGAAGCAGAAGUCAGGGUAGUUGGGCUUAGGUAACACUCACCGGUACCGUUAUCCUUGCACGUGAACUGUUGGCUAUCCAGCGAGCCAGACACCGCAGAAUAUCUCCCGCAUCAUCUGAUCAGGCUAAACAUAUACCUUUGACAAUGACAGAAACACAUUGACAGUGGCGAUUCCAAUACCUGUACCCAAAAUACCCAUCACAGCCGACGAUCAUUUAUAUAGUACUUUCUUUCUCCCUAGUCAGUUUUCUUUCCAGACCAUCCAUUGGUUGUCGAUGGUUCUGAACAGGUUUUAUUAUUGAGAGCAGAUAGAGGCUGAACGCCAGCGAGUUGAUAAGGCACCGGUUCUGAAUUCAGAUUACCCAACAGAACUUUGCGGAGAGAAUAUAUCAAUUGCCGACACUCUAAACCACCGCGACUUUUAACCCAGCCGCCUGUUUCAGAGGCAAAUCUUCUCUCAAUCUGGGUUUUUUCCUCUUUACUUCUCACUUCAUCGCUUAAACCAAUCUGUACGAUGAAGCAACAGACCGCUCGUCCCAUGAGCCAGUAAUCAGACAGCCGACAAGUGGCCGUGGAGUCUCCCUGAGCAGCCCGCUCGAGACCGCAUGCUAGCUUGUAAGCAUCCCGUACGGACCCACUUCAAGCGAAGCCAGCUUCAGCGAACGUACCAGGGCGCAUCCAACUCUCCAAACGCUCACCUCUCACCACGCCCGCGGUUCACCGAGCCAAAAGGCCGCCGUACCCCCGCAUCUCCCCGCAGACCCAAUUGCUGAUACAGUAAACGACACAUCGGGGAGCAGACACUAGCGCUUCUCGCUUCAUCAUCUUCUUUUCAACCAAAACCACUCGGCAUUAAUUGCUCAGAAUAAUAAUCACCAACUCCCUCAGCUACCAUCUCUUUCUGAUAAACUAGCGAUUUUCUGCUUGCCUUAUCCGUUCUCUUCUAUAUUUGUUUCCACUUUUAAAGGAACACUAUACGUUUUAAACCUGGACUUGUUUUGGUGAUCGUGGCUUGAUCGGGAGAUACUCUGUUUUGAUAAACACAUGUUCGGAAUCCAGGAUUCACUCACCAGGGGUUCGACCAACCUCAAAGAGGAACCAAUAAUCACGGCGCAGGUCGGAUCGGCUGCCGUCAGAGCCGGCUGGAUGCAGCCAACCAUGGUCGAUCAAAGUGCCAGUUCGUGUGGGAUGGCCCGUGCUCACUUCGAAAAGCAACCUCCAAGUAAUUUACGAAAGAGUAAUUUCUUCCAUUUCGUCAUCGCCCUUUACGACAGAGCCGGUCAACCCAUCGAGGUCGAAAGGACAGCAUUUGUCGACUUUAUCGAAAAAGACAGGGAGCCGGAUAACACAAAGACUAACAAUGGCAUUCAUUACCGUAUACAACUCUUAUAUCACAAUGGAGUACGAACUGAGCAGGAUCUAUAUGUGCGACUUAUCGACUCCAUGACUAAACAGGUAUGAUAUCAAAAAAAAAAAAUCAAAUCUCAAUCGCUAGUUGUAUAGAUUUAUAUUAAAUCACUCCAAUAUCCAGCUUUUUUUGCCUUUGGGGUGUCGCAAUGAACAUGCGUUUACCUUUCAUUGCAAAUCAAACUCAAUCAAUGGAAAAGGGUUAUUGCAAGAAAGUAAACUUGCAAACGAACGCAAAUCAACUAUAAUUUGCCCGUGACCAAGAGAAAGGGGUAUAAUGUUGGAUCUAAUAUGCGUGAUUAGGAAUGGAACAUAAGUUUCUUGCAAUGCCCCGUUACGUAGUCUCAUGUGUAUUCGACGGACAUUGAACGUUAGUGAUGAAUUAAAAAUCAUAUAUGGAAGCAUAAAUGAUAAAGACAUUUCUAGAAAGAUGAAACCGCAUCGAAAGCGAUGUGAGCCUAUACAACUUCUUCUUUCCUAUAUCAUGGGUGUAUAAUAUUAUCUCGUGUUGCUGGACUGCAGUACAAAAAAAGUCGGGUGUAUUUACAUGUCUCAUCCCAUUGUUAGCUUCUUCGCAUCGAUUAGAUGGCACAAAGAGGGGGAAAUUGGAUUGAAGUCACUUAAAAUGCCAAUGAAAGUGAUCCCCAUCGCCACCUGUUUCAUAUUCCAAAUUUAAUACCAGCAUCUUGGUGGAGUCGGUGGCAGUUAUUGUCCAGGGGAGUCUUCCACCAAGCAUCUUGUCAGUGAAUUUUUCUCUGACUAACUCGCUCUGGGCCAAUCAGUUUCAAGGAUUUCAGUAGCUUUUAACAAAUAUUAAGCGAAGCUGGUAAAACUUUUGUCCGACAAUCUAUAGUCUCUUUCAUCAUGGAUCUUGUCCAUAAUGGUGGACCUGCUAGAUGAGAUGAUGAAAGAACUCCAUCUUGUCUUUUCUUUGUCUUAAGAUACCAGAUUUUUUUGUCUCAUAAGAGGUUAUCUAGAGAACAAGUGUCUUGCCUGUAUUGAAAAACUUUGAUCAUAUUCCUUUAAACAAACUCGAAUUGUUUAUAGUCCUCGAAUAUAAAAGGUUGGCAACAAGUUCGAGAUUGGAACAAACAAUGGUACAUGCCGCCAGAAAAUACAUGUAGCACAAGUGUUAGCCGAGCUUGGCCCACUUUAUUAAAAAUGUAAAGU
This is a messenger RNA of Lytechinus pictus (painted urchin), 5315 nucleotides long. RefSeq names its product transcription factor COE3-like. Gene Ontology annotation, biological process: regulation of transcription by RNA polymerase II. The transcript is spliced from 4 exons. Gene Ontology annotation, molecular function: RNA polymerase II cis-regulatory region sequence-specific DNA binding; DNA-binding transcription factor activity, RNA polymerase II-specific. The record is from RefSeq and is a predicted model, not a curated record. NCBI's taxonomy places the organism in Eukaryota, Metazoa, Echinodermata, Echinoidea, Temnopleuroida, Toxopneustidae. The coding region runs from base 3783 to 4199 and encodes 138 amino acids.